AUUGAUGAUACUUAAAGUGAUGCUUAAUGUAAGACUGACAUAUUGCCUCCUUAUCAAUGAAAAAAGUAGCAUUUAAAUUUUAAAAACAUUUUAAUUAGAAUUAGGUCGAUGUAUGGUAGGCAUUAAAUUAUAUGGAUAAAUUGUUGAUUUAUAACAUGGAAGAUGAUAGGUAGCAACUUUUUGAAUGAUGAUUGUCUCUGCAUAUCACACCUUCUUUAUAAGGGAAAUUCUAAUUAUUCUUUGGGUAUUUAUUUCUUAUUCGACAUGCUUAAUUUGGAUUAAAUAGGUGUGGAUUAAACUCACUAAAAAAUCCGAAAACAAAGAUUGCAAAUAAUAACUUCAAUAUUAUUUAAUUAUAUUGGGACUACAUACCUAUCGAUACAUGUUGUCAAUGCUUAUUAUCACUACUUUUAAAUGGAUAUCAUUUCAGUCUAAUGGACUAAAAUGAUAUCUUGA
Messenger RNA from Paramecium octaurelia, 456 nucleotides. NCBI's taxonomy places the organism in Eukaryota, Ciliophora, Oligohymenophorea, Peniculida, Parameciidae. The record is from the annotation of a GenBank genome assembly.